This is a messenger RNA of Hyalella azteca, 753 nucleotides long. RefSeq names its product serine/threonine-protein kinase Genghis Khan-like. Gene Ontology annotation, biological process: peptidyl-threonine phosphorylation; actomyosin structure organization. Lineage: Eukaryota; Metazoa; Arthropoda; Malacostraca; Amphipoda; Hyalellidae. Gene Ontology annotation, cellular component: cytoplasm; cytoskeleton. The transcript has 7 exons. The record is from RefSeq and is a predicted model, not a curated record. Gene Ontology annotation, molecular function: ATP binding; protein serine/threonine kinase activity. The coding region runs from base 1 to 753 and encodes 250 amino acids.
AUGGCCCCCGAGCAAGAAGCUCCUCUGAAGCCCGUGGUGCAGCGCGUGAAGGCCCUACGUCUCACCAGGGAUGAUUUCGACGUCGUCAAGGUGAUUGGACGCGGCGCGUUCGGCGAGGUGUGCGUCGUGAAGCUGCGUGACACAGACAAGGUCUUCGCUAUGAAGAUCCUCAACAAGUGGGAGAUGCUCAAGAGAGCGGAGACAGCGUGCUUCCACGAGGAGCGCGACGUGUUGGUGUUCGGUGACCAGCGCUGGAUCACGAACCUGCACUACGCCUUCCAGGACGACACCAACCUGUACCUGGUGAUGGACUACUACUGCGGGGGUGACCUGCUGACGCUGCUCAGCAAGUUUGAGGACAGGUUACCUGAAGACAUGGCCAGGUUCUAUAUUGCCGAGAUGAUACUUGCCAUCGAUUCGAUCCACCGGCUGCAGUACGUGCACCGGGACAUCAAGCCCGACAAUGUGCUGCUGGACGCCAACGGCCACAUCCGCCUCGCCGACUUCGGGUCCUGCCUCAAGCUGCUGGCGGACGGCACCGUGCAGAGCAACGUCGCUGUCGGCACCCCCGACUACAUCUCCCCAGAGAUACUCAGGGCGAUGGAGGACGGGCAGGGGCGGUACGGCCGAGAGUGCGACUGGUGGUCGCUGGGCGUGUGUAUGUACGAGAUGCUCUACGGCGAGACACCCUUCUAUGCUGAGAGUCUCGUCGAGACAUACGGCAAGAUUAUGAACCAUAAGGUGAGAUCAUGA